AUGCAUCCGUCGUCUGAACUUUCACAAGAUUCUCAGCACAUACGGCUCAGAGUUUUUGUGUCUCAGGUGUUGCUGUGUUUGUCUGCGCUGUUUCCUGUUGUCUUGAUGGGCACUGAUGAGGUGCAGUCAGAUUGUUUUCGUGUCAAAGACUGCUCUGACAUUUAUGAAGGUGGACAUACUACCAGUGGCGUGUACACCAUCACCACAGUAGAUGGACCGGUGCAGAUCUACUUUGAGAUGGUCUCCGACGGAGAAAAUGACCAAGGACACUGGACGGUGUUUCUCAGGCGAAUGGACGGAAAAGUGAAUUUCAAUAGGCCGUGGGACAGUUAUAAAAAUGGUUUUUAUUUUUAUGUAUGUACUUAUGUACUGAGUGUAGAGUUUCUUCACCAACUCACACGCAGAUAUCGGUAUAAACUCAGAGUAGAUUUGGAGGACUUUGAAGGGCAAAAAGCUUACGCCGUGUACGAGUCCUUCUCUGUGGACUCUGAGGCUAAUGGGUACAAACUGCAUGUGAGUAGCUUUGUAGAUGGAGGAGCAGGUGACUCUUUGUAUUAUCACAAUGAAAUGAAGUUCUCCACGUUUGACAAAGACCAAGACCGUGCAGGAGACAACUGUGCUCUGAAAUAUCAAGGAGCAUUUUGGUACAACAAAUGUUAUUACACAAACCCCACUGGUGACUAUAUGUGGGAGAAAGAAGGGAAGGGAAAAAAUACUGGAGCCACUUGGUACUACUGGAAGAACAACUGGAAUUCUCUGAAGUCCAUCACCAUGAAGAUCAGACGUGUAAAGUAGAAAAUAUUUCAAAACAUGAAGAAACCUCAAAUAUGAAAUAGCGUCACUCACAUUGUCUUGUAUGAAAAAAGAAAGAAAUAUAGAUAGAUAGAUAGAUAGAUAGAUAGAAUUUAACAUUUUGAAUUCAAAAAGAAGUUGAAAAAUACUUUGUUAUUUUAAAUAAUAAUGUGUUGAAAUUGGGUUCACAAGCUUUUUUUUUUAAGCUUUUCUGCACCAGCACAACCUCUGUGUCCCACUGCAGCAACUAA
This is a messenger RNA of Labeo rohita (rohu), 1043 nucleotides long. Its product is annotated as microfibril-associated glycoprotein 4-like. The transcript is spliced from 5 exons. Lineage: Eukaryota; Metazoa; Chordata; Actinopteri; Cypriniformes; Cyprinidae. The coding region runs from base 1 to 795 and encodes 264 amino acids. Gene Ontology annotation, biological process: elastic fiber assembly. The record is from RefSeq and is a predicted model, not a curated record.